This is a messenger RNA of Cephus cinctus (wheat stem sawfly), 660 nucleotides long. RefSeq names its product endocuticle structural glycoprotein SgAbd-2-like. The transcript has 4 exons. Bases 280 to 633 code for a protein of 117 amino acids. Gene Ontology annotation, molecular function: structural constituent of chitin-based larval cuticle. Gene Ontology annotation, cellular component: chitin-based extracellular matrix. NCBI's taxonomy places the organism in Eukaryota, Metazoa, Arthropoda, Insecta, Hymenoptera, Cephidae. The record is from RefSeq and is a predicted model, not a curated record.
CGAAAAUUAAUAACUCAUAGCUUCGUAUUACAGCAAAUGUCAUGCACGGGUUAUGCAGCAGCAACCGAGAGCAACUCACAUACGAUAGCAAUAUUUCACCAUUUGAGAGAAGAUUCAGAAUUUAAUCGUACUGCAAAGUCACAAGGUCGUGACUGAAAAGUAUCUGUCGCCUGGAUCGUUCGAAUAACACGAGGGGAAAUAUUGGUAUCCAAAUCACCAGAGUCUACUCUGCAAGUGUAGAGCAUCAAUCAGCCAAACGCACCUACACAAGAAGUCACCAUGAAGUUCACCCUCGUCCUCCUCUCCGCUUUCGUAGCAGCCGCGAUCGCUCGUCCCCAAGAAGAGUCAAUCCCAAAACCCGGAAUCAUCCCAGUUCUCCAAAGAGACGAGGUCCAUGAUGACUUUGGUCAGUACGCUUUGAGCUAUCUCUCCGGUGACGGUACCAGCAUGACUGAGCAAGGUGCACUCAAGAUCAACUCCGAGGGUACCGGACACGUCCUUGUCAAGCAAGGAUCCGUCAGGUACUACGCACCUGAUGGAACCCCCAUCAACCUGGAGUACACUGCUGAUGAGAAUGGCUUCCAGCCUAAGGGAUCUCAUCUCCCAACACCACCCUCAGUUCCUGUUGCUUAAACUUGAAAUACCUACUUACUUCAUGGA